AUGGCCACUCAGGAGACGGCCACUGAAGAGAAGAUUUCCCAGUUUGAUUACACUACACUCCUGGAGCUGUCUAAUCAUCUAGGCCUAGAUGCAGUUCAAUUUGCAAAGCAAAUGGAAGAAGAGGAACAGGAGAAACGAGAAAAAAUGCAGAAAGGCUUUAAUUCAGAAAUGCGCAGUGAAGCAAAAAGGUUAAAGACUUUUGUGACCUAUAAGUCCUACAGCUCAUGGACACCACAGGAGAUGGCAGCGGCUGGGUUUUAUUUCACUGGUGUACAAUCUGGGAUUCAGUGCUUCUGCUGUAGCUUAAUACUGUUUGGUUCCAGCCUCCGGAGACUCCCCAUAGGAGACCACAAAAGGUUUCGUCCAGAUUGUGAGUUCCUUUUGGGCAAAGAUGUUGGUAACAUUGCCAAGUACGAUAUAAGAGUUAAGAAUCCAGAGAAAAAGCUGAGAGGAGACAAAGCAAGGUACCAAGAAGAUAAGGCGAGACUUGAAUCCUUUGAGGACUGGCCAUUUUAUGUCCACAGGGUAUCCCCAAGGGAGCUCUCAGCGGCUGGCUUUGUCUUUACAGGCAAACGGGACACUGUGCAGUGUUUUGCCUGUGGUGGAUGUUUAGGAAAUUGGGAAGAAGGGGAUGAUCCUUGGAAGGAACAUGCCAAAUGGUUCCCCAAAUGUGAAUUUCUUCAAAGCAAGAAAUCAUCAGAGGAAAUUGCCCAGUAUAUUCAGAGCUACAAGGGAUUUGUUGGUGUGACGGGAGAACAUUUUGUGAAUUCCUGGAUAAAGACAGAUUUACCUAUGGUAUCAGUUUAUUGCAAUGAGAGCAUCUUUGCUAAUGAAGAACUGGCACUGGCUUUUAAGAACUGGCCCCAGGCAUCCCCUGUGGGAGUUGUAGUUCUGGCCAAAGGAGGCCUUCUUAUAUAGUGGUCCUGAUCGAAUUUCCUUCUAGGUAUAAAGGACAUCGUCCAGCGUUUUUCCUGUGGAGAAUGUUUGGAAAAGUGUGAGGAAGGUGGUGACCCAUUAGAAGAUCACACCAAAUAUUUUCCUAAUUGUCAGUUUCUCCAAAAUAUGAUGGCCCCUGCAGAAGUGAUUCCAGACCUUCAGAGCUAUGGUGAACUUUCUGAAUUAACGGAAACCGCAAAUGAAAGCAAUCUUGAAGAUUCAGCAGCUGUUAGUUGUACAGUGCCAGAGAUGGUCCAGGUUGAAGCCCAGUGGUUUCAGGAGGCAAAGAGUCUGAGUGAGCGACUGAGAGAAGCCUACACCAAUGCCAGUUUCUGCCGCAUGUCUUUGCUUGAGGUCUCUUCCAGUCUAGCCACUGACCAUUCGUUGGGUUGUGAUUUGUCCCUUGCUUCAAAACACGUUAGUAGUCCUGUGCAGGGGCCUGUGGUGUUGCCCGAGGUCUUUGCCAACUUGAACUCUGUCAUGUGCGUGGAGGGUGAAGCUGGUAGUGGAAAGACAGUCCUCCUGAAGAAAAUAGCUCUUCUAUGGGCAUCAGGAUGCUGUUCCUUGUUAAACAGGUUCCAGCUGGUUUUCUAUAUCUCCCUUAGCUCUACCAGACUGGACCAGGGACUGGCCAACAUCAUUUGCAACCAACUCCUAGAGACAGAAGGAUCUGUUACUGAAAAGUGCCUGAGGAAUAUCAUCCAGCAGCUAAAAAAUCAGGUGUUAUUCCUUUUGGAUGACUACAAAGAAAUGCGCUCAGUCCCUCAAGUCAUAGAAAAGCUGAUUAAAAAAAACCACUCAUCAAGGACCUGUUUGUUGAUUGCUGUCCAUACAAACAGGGCCAGGGACAUCCGCCAAUACCUAGAUGCAGUUCUAAAGAUCGAGGUAUUUCCCUUCUAUAACACCAUCUAUAUGUUACGGAAGUUUUUUCCACACAAUAUGACUCGUCUGCAAAAGUUUAUGAUUCACUUUGGGAUUAAUUCAAGUUUACAGGGAAUACAGAAAACUCCACUUUUUGCAGCAGCAGUCUGUGCUAACUGGUUUCAGUAUCCUUUUGGCCAGUCCUUUGAUGGUGUGGCCGUUUUCAUGUCCUAUAUGGAAUGUCUUUUCUUAAAGCACAAAACUUCGGCUGAACUUCUCAAAGCAACUGUGUCCUCCUGUGGUCAGUUGGCUUUGAAAGGGCUUUUUUCAUCUUGCUUUGAAUUUAGUGACGAUGACCUUAUAGAAGCAGGAGUUGAUGAAGGUGAAGAUCUAACCAUGUACCUAAUGAGUAAAUUCACAGCCCAGAGACUGAGACCAGUCUAUCAGUUUUUAGAUCCUGCAUUCCAAGAAUGUCUUGCUGGGAUGAGGCUGAUUGAACUCUUGGAUUCAGAUAAGCAAGAAGAUCAAGAUUUGGGACGUUAUUAUUUGAAACAAAUUAAGUCAUCCAUGAUAACUAUAAGUCCCUUUUGUAACAAUUUUUUGCAGUAUGUCUCCUGCUACCCUUCAACAAAGGCGGGGCCCAAAAUUGUAUCUCAUUUGCUUCAUUUGGUGGAUAAUGAGUCACUGAAGAAUAUAUCUGAAAAUGAAGACCACCUGAGGCACCGCCCAGAAAGUUUAGAGUUAGUGCAAUUAAUUAGGAUGUUUCGUCAGUUAUCUCCACAUUACUCUUUAAUGGUUUCAAAACAGGUGCUGGCUCUUGCCUUAAACAUUGCCUAUCAAAGCAACACUGUUGCUGCAUGUUCUCCACUUAUUUUGCAAUUCCUUCAAGGGAGAACCCUGACUUUGGAUAUACUUAAAUUACAGUAUUUUUUUGACCACCCAGAAAGCCUGUUAUUGUUGAGGAGCAUACAACUCUCCAUAAGAGGAAAAAUAAGGUGUCCCGAAAUGGAUUUUUCAGUACUGGAAACAUGUCUCGACAAAUCACAGGCACCAACUAUAGAUCAGGACUGUGCUUCUGCUUUUGAACCUAUGAAAGAAUGGGAGCAGAAUUUAGCUGAAAAACGGGAAAACAUAAUGAGAUUUCAGGAUAUGAAGCUUAAUGCACCACUAGACAUCAGCACUGGCUAUUGGAAACUUUCUCCAAAGCAGUACAAGAUUCCCCUUCUGGAAGUCCACGUGGAUGAUAGUGAUGGUGUCGACCAGGAGAUGCUCAGUGUUCUAAUGACAGUCUUCUCAGCUUCACAGCACAUUGAACUUCAUUUAAAUAAUAGCAGGGGCUUUAUUGAAAGCCUCCGCCCAGCUCUUGAGCAGUAUAAGGCCUCUUUCACCAAGUGCUCCAUACACAAAUCUGAGCUGAGUGCAGAAGAACAGGAACUGCUUCUCAACCUGCCUUCCCUGGAAUCUCUUGCAGUCUCAGAGACAAGCCAUGUACAAGAUCAACUCUUUCCUAAUCUGGACAAGUUCCUGUGUCUGAAAGAAUUGUCUGUGAAUCUGGAUAAACAAAAUGUUUUUUCAGUCAUUCCUGUAGAAUUCCUAAAUCUCCACCAUAUGGAGAAAUUAUUGAUCCAAAUUUCAGCUGAGGCUGGUCCUUCCAAACUAGUUAAAUUAAUUCAGAAUUCUCCAAACCUUCAUGUUUUCUGCCUGGAAUGUAAUUUUUUUUCGGAUUUUGAGUCUCUCAUGACUGUACUUGCUUCCUGCAAGAAACUCAAAGAAAUUAAGCUUUCUGGAGCAUUUUUUAAACCCAUUCCAUUUGUCCUCGUUUUGCCAAAUUUUAUUUCUCUGAAGAUAUUAAAUCUUGAAUUCCAACAAUUUCCUGAUAAGGAAAUAUCUGAAAAAUUUGCCUAUACUUUAAGCUCUCUUAAUAACCUGGAAGAACUGAUCCUUCCUACUGGGGAUGGGAUUCAGCAAGUGGCCAAACUGAUCAUCCAGCAGUGUCAGCAUCUUCAAUGUCUCCGCGUUCUCUCAUUUUUCCAGACUUUGAAUGAUGACAGUAUAGUGGAAAUUGCCAAGGUAGCAAUCAACGGAGGUUUCCAGAAACUUGAGAACUUAAAUCUUUCAAUCAAUCACAAGAUUACAGAGGAAGGAUACAGAAAUUUUUUUCAAGCACUGGACAACCUGCCAAACUUGCAAGAGUUGACUAUUUCCAGGAAUUUCACAGAAUGUAUCAAAGCUCAGGCCACAACAGUCAAGUCUUUGAGUCAAUGUAUCUUACGGCUCCCAAGCCUCAUCAGACUUAACAUGUUAAGUUGGCUACUGGAUGAAGAAGACAUCACACUGCUUAAUUCCAUGAAAGAGAGACAUCCUCAAUCUAAAUAUUUAAUUAUUCACUGGAAAUGGGUACUGCCAUUCUCUCCAAUUAUUCAGAAAUAGAAGAUUUAGCUAAAACCUGCUCAAUCAAAAAAAUUUUUGUCAACAAUUCUAAAAACCUAAUUAUCCAAAAACAUUUUAAAUAUUGUAUUCAAAAGAAUAUAAAAUAUGUAAGGCAUGUAAGAAAAACUGCUUGCUUAUCACUGAGCUUAAGAAAUAGAUUAUUACCAGUACCUCUGCAGUCCCUGAAUGAUCCUCCCCAACUAAAGAUCAGCUCUCUAUCAUCUAGGAUCAGUACUGUUUCCAUUCUAACUACGGUAAAGAGUAACAAACAGGAAGAGGGUUGGGGGAAGUCUACCAAUCUAUCUUAAAGCAACAAUAUGGAAGUAGUAAUCAAGUUAUAUAUCAAAUGACUAACUUCAGGGUUUAAUCAGUUUCACAGUUAAAUGUAAGAGUUCACUUUAACUUCAGUGAAUCUUUUGUGGGCAAAGAGGUACUCCUUAAUCCUUGUAGGACCUGUUUUGUAUAUUUAACUGGUAUAGUAGAGUUUACUUAUACCUUCCUUUUAUCCAUUGCCAAUGUGAAGAACAAAUAGGAUUUAGGGAAAAAUGCUUUUUUUUCCCAGAGGCUUUUGAUUCAACAUUAGUUGAAUCUAAGCAAAAAAUGCAGAAUAGAAUUUAGCAUUACUAGAGAUUAGCUAAAUUUGUGUUCUCUAGAAAAUUGAGUCAAUGUUUUUUUAGAUAACCAUGUUUGAGAAUUUAACAUACGCUAUA
Messenger RNA from Pteropus alecto (black flying fox), 4937 nucleotides. RefSeq names its product NLR family apoptosis inhibitory protein (gene NAIP). NCBI's taxonomy places the organism in Eukaryota, Metazoa, Chordata, Mammalia, Chiroptera, Pteropodidae. Gene Ontology annotation, biological process: pyroptotic inflammatory response; inflammatory response; defense response to bacterium. Gene Ontology annotation, cellular component: IPAF inflammasome complex. The record is from RefSeq and is a predicted model, not a curated record. Gene Ontology annotation, molecular function: ATP hydrolysis activity; ATP binding; cysteine-type endopeptidase inhibitor activity involved in apoptotic process.